AUGGCGAGCACGGCCCCGGGCUGGUCGCCCACCCACGUGCGGGUGACGGUGCUGCGGGCGCGGGGGCUGCGCGCCAAGGCGGCGGCGGGCGGCAGCGACGCGUACGCGGUGAUGGCGCUGGGCCGCGACAAGUUCCGCACGUCGGUGGCCGAGCGGUGCCGGGGCGAGCCGCUGUGGCGGGAGGAGGCCACGUUCGAGCUGCCCGCGCGGCCCGCCGCGCUGCGCCUCACCGUGCUGCACCGCGCCCUGGCCGGCGCCGACAAGUUCCUGGGCCGUGCCGAGGUGGAGCUGGCCGCGCUGAGGGAGGACGGCGGGCGGCAGCACACCAGGUGGUACAAGCUUCGCUCCAAACCAGGGAAGAAGGAAAAGGAGAGAGGGGAGAUUGAGGUGGAUAUCCAGUUCAUGAGGAGCAACAUGACAGCCAGCAUGUUUGAUCUGUCCAUGAAGGACAAGCCCCGCUCUCCCUUUGGGAAGCUCAAAGACAAGCUCAAGGGCAAGAGGAGCAGUGGCCUCUCGGACACGGCGUCGGCCAUCGUCCCCAGCACCUCCCACUCCCCUGCUGACAGCGAGGAUGAGGCAGUGGAGAAGGAGAAGAAGAAAUCCAAGUUCAAAGCACUGUUCUCCAAGCCUGGCCUGCAGAAGACAUCCCUGUCCCAGUCCAUGUCAGUGCUGCCCACUCAGCAGCCCCUGACCCAGAGGGUUCGGCUGAGGCCCAGCGACUUCCAGGCGCAGUGGGAUGAGGAGGAGUCUGAGACCUCUCCUGCCUCAGAACGAUCCUUUGAAAAUGUGCCAGAACAGAAGCCAGCUCCUUCUCCUCUGUUUAAAUCUCGUAAACCAGCCUUUUUGGACAGUAGGCAGCUAACCCAGGGAACCACUAACCACACCAAAAAGGAUGGGCUCUCUUUGUUCAGUGGCCUUAAAUCCAAAAGUGAUCCCAUGUCCAAGUCCAGUCUGUGCAUCAAUGGCAGUCAUGUUUAUAUGGAAGAGACCACGAUGAAGGACAAGACUCCAACCUCCUCCCCCUCUCCUCACAACCUCAGGAGGAAGCAGCUCUUUGCUUCAGAGGAGAACCUGUCCUCCAGGUCCACUAAAUCACCUGAAGAGAUGGGGAGAACCUCUCCUGGGCAGGCAUUCUCUGGGUCCACAUCCUUGGAGACCUUCAAAUCCAUGACUUUGCCAUCAUACAAACUGCUGAGCAGUGAGGAGCACAUGGACACCAGCGUUCCACCAAGCAUUGAGCCUGUUAGAGAGAUCAAAAAACCAGACCACAAAAAGUCUGCCUUGCUCUCCCUGGUCACUGGGAAGAAGGAAAUGGUGAAGCCCAGUGAUGCUGAGAUUAUUCCCGACAGGAUCCUGCAGAGUGAGGAAAAUACAAUUCUGGAAGAGAAGAGUGAAGAGGAGGCCAAAUGCCCUGAAGCCCCAGCAGAUCUGGGCAGAGGGAGCCCAUCAGGAGAUGCUCACCAUGUGGAGGAGCCCAUCACAACCAAGCAGGUGCUCAGCCCUUAUGAGGAGGAACAGAAACCUGAGAAAGCUGCACCAGCCAAGACCAAAGCUGUGAAACCCAGACUGGGCCUGUCUCCAGAGGAGGAACUCAAAGCCACACUUCCUACUCUUGCACCUGACCCCCUCCCUGCUUUUCUCUCUGUGCACCGUAUCAGCAGUGCCAAUAAUCCUUUUAUUUCUGAAGUGGGGCAGGCAGUCCAAGUGCCAGACUCUGAAAACAACACUAGUUCUCCUGCCUCUCUCACUUCUCCUGCUUUUGCUUCAGACCUCUGGAAUGACAAGAACCCUUUUACUCCUGAGUGGGAUAGGGCAUCCAGAGCCCUGGAUCCCAACAGCAUCGCCCAUUUCCCCUCAUCCCAUCAUCCUGCAGCCUCUGGUCCCAAAGUGCCUCUUCCUGUGCGGGUCUCUGCCAGGGGCAAUAAUCCUUUUGCUGCUGACUGGGGGCAGGGUCCUGAGGGCUCUGAGGCUUCCUGGGGUCUCUCUGUCUCAGGCACACCUUCUGUCCCCUCUGACUCUCCUUUCAAGGACAACAAUCCCUUCGUGUCCAAGCGUGGGGCACAGGCAGUGCCACAUUUCCAGGCUGGUUCUUCCCCUUCCUGCCUUCCUGGUGGGGAGGACUGUUCCUCUGCAGGACACCCUGCUCGUGGUGCUUCAGGGGGCUCUGCAGAUGUGGCUUUAACCAGUGAUGUCACAGCUGUGCCACACCCUCUGGGCGCCUUGUCUGACCCCCCUGGGCUGGCUUCAGAGCCACACUGGGAUUCUGCCCAGCUUCAGCCUGAGGGUUCUUUGGAAAGCAGCAAGGCAGGCCGUGGGAAAUCUGUCUCCUUUGUCCUUGGGGAAUGGCAGGGUGUUCCAUCAGGUGAUGUGGGUUUGGAUGGGCAGGAAGGUGGAGAGCAGCCCCUGGAUUCCAGUGGGAGGUUACAGAUGAGUUCAGGGGCAGCAGGAGAGCAAGCAGGGUUUGAGGGUGAGCUGGGAGCAGGGGGUGACCCAUCAACAGAGCUCUCUGGGGACAGCACACAUCCCACCUGGAGCAGUGAUGGAACAGCUGUGGAGGUCAGUGGUGUGAGCACUGAGCCCUGCACGAGGGGUGACAAAGGUUUUGUGUCUCUCUCCGAGUGCAGUGACAGCCUCCUCCCAGAGGCUGACCAGGCACAAUCCCCCAAGAGCGAGCUCAGGGAGGAGCAGACCUGUGGUGGGAAGCAGUGGGCAGAAUGUGUGCCCACGUUAGAGCCCCAGGCACCUCCACCUGCUGGAAAUGAGCCACUUUCUCAAGUGCAGCCAACACCGAGAGCCUGCACGGUGUCCCCUGGGGAAGGGGAUCCAGGGAGGGCUGGCACUGAGGUCCUUGUGCCCCCAAAGCCAGCCCCACGAGUGGCUGUGCUGCUGAGGAAAUCCCCAGUGACUCCCCAGGCUGAGCCGAGGGGUGAUGUUCCUGCUUCAGGGGAUGCUGCAAAAUCCACCCCAGGACUCCCGUUCCCUGAGGCCUCGGCUGCUCGUGGGUGCCUCCCUCAAGGGGGCUCCUUGGGGGCUGUCACCCCUGCAGUGGCACCCAGAGGUAAGAGCAGUGGCAGGCCUUUAGAAAAGGAAGGUGCUGAUGAUUUGUCUGUCAGUCUGGCAAACGUCAGGCCUGCCGUUCCUGUUCCCGGGGACUGCGGCUCAGCGCUGCCCGUGAUCCCGGAGGGAGGCUCCGAUGACGAGCUGCUGGGGGACUGCCAGGACAGCUGUGGGGCCACUGCAGGUGACAGAGGUGUUCUAGGGAAUGGAGAGCAGCCCCAAGGUUUGACACCUUUGCAUGGAGAACAGAGAGAGCUCUCUGCUAGCUCUGCUGCAGCCCCGGUGAUCCCAGCUGCUCUGGGAGGAGGAGCAGAAGCCAUGCCUGGUGCUUGUGAGCCAGGGACUUUGGCUGUGCUGCCUGCUGUGAGUGUUCCCAGGGUCUGUGUCCUCGGAGCUGACUCAGGCUUAGGUGUGACAUCUCAUUCCAGGGAGUGUGACAGUCAUUUUGAGAAAGAAGAGCUGGAAAGGAGUGCAGGUGCUGAGGAACAUGCAGAGUGUGACUUCUCUGAGCCUUCUGCUUUCUCUUCCUCCCUGUCAAGUCCUUGCCAGCCCCACUCUUCCUCUCACUCCCUUCUCUCUGACACCCCGAGUCAUAGAGCAGAGUCUCCGAAAAAGCCAAGAGCCGAGGGCUUCGCAGAUAAAGCAGGAAAUUCGGGCAAGAAGAAACUUCUCCAGGCACGGGUUUCACCCUCUGAAACGUUCCCUAACCACACCCCACGGGGUGCUGAAACCGUGUCUCCCCAGCACAGACUCCAUCCUGUGAAGCCAAUGAAUGCCAUGGCAAACAAGCCUCAGAGCAAGAACCUGAAUGUCAUCAGCACCAUGAAUGAAAAGCUGCUGGAAAUGAGUGUGAAGAAAUACGAUCCCUCAGACCCUGCCUAUGCCUAUGCUCAGCUGACACACGAUGAGCUGAUCCAGCUGGUGCUGAAACAGAAGGAUACCAUUACCAGGAAGGACCUCCAGGUGCGAGAGCUCGAGGAUUACAUCGACAACCUGCUCGUCAGAGUCAUGGAGGAAACCCCAAACAUCCUCAGAGUCUCCAUAUCUGGCAACAAAAAAGCUGGGAAGAUGUGAAGGGUCUGGUGGGCAAGGACUGAAUCCCCCCAGGGGAGGGUGAGGAGCUGGUGGUGCUGCUUGUGCUGCUCACAGAAAAUGAGAGAAUGAGAAACCUUUUCCUGUUUCUGCCUUGAGCAACCCUCGGAAUGAUCAAUAGUUCCAUCAAGUGUUGUAAUGAACUCACUGUUAUUUAUUUUUUGGUUUAUUCCCAUUAUUUGGGAAGGUCAGGCACAAGGCUGUGAUGGGAAGGAGGAGGGUUUUUGAUGUGUUUUGCUUCCCAGCAAGGCACUGAUGAUCCUUUAGGAAGAUUUCUUUUUUAAAUGGUUUUAUUUUGUAGCAGCUGUUAGAGAUCAGUUACUUUUCUUUCCACAUCUGAAGUUGUAGUGCAAUAUAAAUCCUUGUACAGUAGAGCUUGAGGAUUUGAUUGUUUUUGAAAUAAUAAUUAACUACACUGGAGAAAGUCCAGAGAUGGCCCAGCUUCAGACCUGGGCUGUAAUUUAAAGGAAUUAAUACCCUGAAAGUUGACUGUAAGCUGACCAAAUCUCAGUUCAUCUCAUCAAAUGGACAUUCCCAAGAGUCCUUCAAGGGAAGCUUUUCAGGUUUUUUGGAGUAGGAGACAUUGAGGUUCACGGUACGUUUCUGCCAUAGGAAUGGCAUCAAGGAAUUUAGGCCAAAGGUACGUUUUAAAUCAGAAAUUGUUCUCUUAGUGUCUUCAAUUUCUGCUCUGGAGGUUGUUCAGGGCAGGCAGGGGCUGCCCUGGCUCUGCCCUGGCUCUGCCCCUUGUGCCCUGUGGGAACUCUGUGACCUUUUCCCUUUUGAGGGACACAGAAAUCCUUUGGGGUUUGGAGCUGGGGCUCACCUUGAAGGCCCUUCCAAAGGUACAUUUUAAAAUCAGAAAUUGUUCUCUUAGUGUCUUCAAUUUCUGCUCUGGAGCUUGUUCAGAGCUCACCUUGAAGGCCCUUCCAAGGUGAUCAGCCUUGCAGUGCUUUUUGCUGUCAUUCCAGACAGGGGCUGGGCUCCUGCCUGCUCCCAGUGGGAAGAAAACCUUGUGUGGCUGAGGGAGCUGGGUGUGCUGGACAGCCCAGAGCCCCUGGGGGUCUCAGGGGUGUUCUCCCCAUCCCCUCAGGCUGCAGGAACAGCUCCUGGCUGGGGAGCAGCCACCACAGCUCCUCCCACUGCAAACUGAGCCGGGCUUUGUUUGCUGAGCCCUUGGCACAGAUCAAACCCAUCAGAUGCCUUUUGGGACCCCUGGAUUUACCAGGCUAGGGAGAGCCCAUGAAAGGCUUAGAGGGAAGCUGGAGAACCAACAGAGCCCUGCAAAGGACCAAAGCUUCAUGAGGACCAAAGCUGAAAGCUUUCCAGCCUUAAUUCUAUGGAAAUAAACACUCCUGCCUUUGGAAAUUGUUGGGUUAUUGGGUCACUCCUGGCCCAGGGGUGAGUUUCUAACUCCAUUUUUCUACAGGAAAGCACUUUAUUGGGGGGCUGGAGCAGCUCUCACCCUGUGAGCAGUCUGCUUACAACGUCACAAACCACUGGAGGUCUCAAAUGCUGUAUUUUGUAGCGAGGAGCAGUUUGAUAGCUUUGCACAGAGACGUAAACAUAUAUUAGAAAAAUCAAAGAAAUGCUCUAAAUGACAUUUUUAUUCCUGCUACCAAAGUCUGGAGCUUUACUGGCAGAGCUGUCCCUCGUGGGCAGCCUGACCUCAAACAAGCCUUAGGAGCUGAGAGUCUUGCAAGACUUCAGGUCCUUUUAUCUCAUUUUGGUGUUAUUUGAGCAGUGAGGGUGUUCUCUCCUUUCUGGUGGCCUUGGUGGUGGUUUCAUUCUGGUGGUGCUGCUUGGCCUUGCUGCAGCUGCUGCCUCCUGUGCCUUCUCGAGUGAGGAAGAUGAAGGAUUGAUUUGUUUCCUCCUCGUGCUUCCUUGGAUCUCUGGACAGAGGAUCCUGUACCUCAUUGAUAAACUUGUAUUUUAGACUUUCUCUCUGCUGGGAGGAGUGACCUGCACAGAACCAAAGCAAUAAAUAAUAUUAUUAUUGAUAAAAUUAAUAAUAUUAUGCUCUUAGCAGAGAUGAAGCCUUAACACUUGGGAGAGCCUCCCCUGGCAGCCUUUCUGUGCCAGUUCCAGCCCUGGGUGUUGGCUGGAGCCCGAGCUGAGCCUGGGGCUCUGCUGUCCCUGGGGGGCACAGGGGGGGUCCCAGUCCUCGACCCCCUCAGCCCCAAAAGCCCCACCCAGCCCUCAUACCUCAUUUUUAUUGGCAACACUCAUUAAAGCCUUCCUUUGGUGUGGGGGGACUGGCAUUUCACAUCCUCAAGGGCCUUAAGAAUCAAAUCUGUUGUUUAUUAUUGAAGGAUCUAAUGCAUGUUCCCUGUUUGUACUCUCUGCUUUUAGCCCAGGUACUGUUUGUUUUUAAACACCUUCUGGUUUUAUGGAACACUAAAAUAAAGACAACUUGAACCCAG
Serinus canaria (Common canary) is the source of this 6569-nucleotide messenger RNA. It is a transcript of the gene RAB11FIP1, whose product is annotated as RAB11 family interacting protein 1. Gene Ontology annotation, biological process: regulated exocytosis. The transcript is spliced from 6 exons. The record is from RefSeq and is a predicted model, not a curated record. The coding region runs from base 1 to 4131 and encodes 1376 amino acids. Gene Ontology annotation, cellular component: intracellular membrane-bounded organelle. NCBI's taxonomy places the organism in Eukaryota, Metazoa, Chordata, Aves, Passeriformes, Fringillidae. Gene Ontology annotation, molecular function: small GTPase binding.